UCGAUCUGCGCAAAUACAAAGUAAAAGCCCCCAAAACAAUCCCCCGAUGUAAACAAAUGGCACAAUUGCACAAAUCAACCGCGAUAAUCCUAUUUUCGCAAACGCAGCAAUUAAGCUUGCAAUGGAUAAGGAAACAUAUAUUUUUAGAAUUGACAAAGCAGAGUGCUGACCAAACGAUUUUGAUGGAAAAGCUUGGAAAGCUUUUGUACCCUUUGAUAGCGACGCAUGUGUAGCAAUCCAUUUUUGUUAAUAAACAAUAGUUUAGUACUGGUGCAACCGCCGUACUAACCCCAGCGACAUGUGGUCCCGCAGCAGCAGCUCCCGGCGUCAAGUAGCGACCUACGAAGAUGAUCCCGAGAAGGUUCUGCAGCAGGUCCAGGAGCUAAGCGACUGGCUCUCGGCCAAUCCCCAGGUCAACGGGUGCAACUCUUACGAAAACCUGCAUUUUUUUCUGCGAACUUCUAAAUUCGAUGUGGAACGAACCAAGAAAAAGUUGAAAACAUUCUACCAAAUGAGGGCUGAGCGCACCGAGUGGUUUGACAAUCGGGAUCCAAAGCUUCCAGAGAUCCAGGAGUUGCUUGAUCUAGGCGUAUUCCUUCCAAUUGGACCGGAUGCGGAACAAAGGAUGGUGGUGGUGAUCCGAACUGCGGCUCAUGAUCCUAAGAAGCACUCUCAAAACAACGUAUUUAAGACAAGUAAAAUGAUAUUGGACCUCCUGUUAAAACUCGAGCCGGAGGUAUGUGCCCGAGGCAUGGUGGCCAUACUAGAUAUGCAGGGUGUUCAGCUAGGUCAUGCCCUGCAAUUAAAUCCAAAGCUUAUCAAGCGAUCGGUGGAGAGCUGGACAGCGUACCCCUGUCAGCCGAAGCUCCUGGAGUUCACAAACGCUCCAAGGCAUGUCAACAUAUUCUUGAAUACCUUCAGAAUUUUUAUGACUCCCAAGAUUCGAUCUCGCUUGUUUGUUCGCCGCGAGGGAACCUCUGUGAACUGUGAUCUACUCCCCAAGGAUUUGGGUGGCCAGGGACCGAGCUAUGAGGAGCUUGCACUCAAAUGGAAACAGCUGUUGGAGGAGAAUGCCGAUUUUUAUGUGGAGCAAGACAAAUACAAAAGCAAGCUCAAGUGAUUGGGGUUAGUGUGGCGACAGUGAUAAGACGACGAUUAGCCUAGAGAUUACUUGGGCAAAAAAUGCGCAAAUACUCACUAAGCGCAUAUCGGUUGUCAUGUCAUAAGGAAGCAAACUACAGCAAUUCCAUAAUACCCCAAUAAUCCAUAGUUUUACAAUUUAUUCGUCACAAUCAAGGUUAAAUAACCUAGUUAAUCUAACCCAUUUUUUUUUUUUGUUUUGUUUUCGUUUUGAAAUAAAGAGUGUCAAUGCACGAUAA
Molecule: messenger RNA, 1379 nt
Organism: Drosophila bipectinata
Lineage: Eukaryota; Metazoa; Arthropoda; Insecta; Diptera; Drosophilidae
Gene: pinta
Product: prolonged depolarization afterpotential (PDA) is not apparent
Cellular component (GO): membrane
Molecular function (GO): phosphatidylinositol bisphosphate binding
Source: RefSeq, a predicted model, not a curated record